Molecule: messenger RNA, 2078 nt
Organism: Kickxella alabastrina
Lineage: Eukaryota; Fungi; Kickxellomycota; Kickxellomycetes; Kickxellales; Kickxellaceae
Exons: 1
Coding region: 99-1979 (626 amino acids)
Source: RefSeq, a predicted model, not a curated record
AAAUUAUAUAUCGCUCGGCUCGCACAUUUCCCCCUUUUUCUCUUUCAUUUAUUUUUUGUUUUCACUUGCACUUUUUCCAUUUAAUUUUUUGUUUUCCAAUGUCUGAAAGAACCAAUUCCACACGCAACAGAAGACCCUCACUUGACUGGCUGCAGGAGCUAAGACCCGAACUACGAAAUGUAGUGCGCGAGAGCAUUGGUGAGAUGCUAUUAAGGGAAACCCCACUACAAGAGGGCAACGUAGCCUCAAUGGGACUAUUAGAAUCGCUAUUGCCUACAUCUGAUGAUGGGCCUAUCCACACGCGCUUAUCGGAACGCCCCAACACGCAGGACCACUCCACCACCCGGGCACUGUCCACCCACACUUCUAACACAUCAGCAUACCUAUCAGCAUUGGAUACUAACAGAAGGGGGCUUCGCAUGGAUAUGUACAGGGUGCUGUCAGAGAUGGAUGGGCGGCGGCAAAGCUUGUUGGAGACAUCCAGGGUUGGGCGUAACUCUGUGGUGGCGCAGACUGGGUUUGACAGCGGUGAAGCAGACGCGAAUGAGCUGGAGGUCAAUAGCGCGACGGAUGGCUGGACAUUUGUCAAUAUGCGCAGCCGCGAUGUCUACAACACGAAUAACGGUGAGGGCCCAUCCCCGCCACGCACACGUCGGAGACUCAACACAGAGCAUGGGAGGCCCCUGCAGAACAAUGUUCUGUCAUCUAGGAGAGCGGCAUUGGCACCAGCAACGGUGGCGUUGGUGCGCCAAGAGGGAGACAGAUACACGAACGAUGAUGCUGAUGUUGAGGCUGAUGUUGAGGCUGAGGCUGAGGCUGAGAGUGGGUAUUCCGGAUACGGCGACUUUUCCCCGCCCAUCGCCCGCAACGCCAUCGUGAUGUUCAACGAUGAUGACGUUGACGACGUUGAUGAGGAUAUGAAUGAUAGCUAUGGCAGCGAAAACGAGUAUGACGUGGAUGAUGAGGAGCAGGCGCUGUGGGACGGCAUGGGCCCGGAUGAUUUUGCGGACAUACCUGAGGGCGGCGAGGAGUUCGACGACUGGUUUGUCACCAACUUUAGGGGAAACCCGUUCCACGCACGCACUGCCAGAUUCAACGAGAUGACUGCCGCCAACAACAGAUCGGCGGCGACGGAUGUUUCUACAGCGGCGCGUGCCACUGCAGCCAGUGCGCGGCCAGCCAGGGGUGGGGCACAGGUCAGCGUGACUGUGCGCCAGCAGUGGGCUAAGGACCGCACGUGGAAACCCUACGUUUACCAUCCGGCGGCGGUCAACAGCAAUAACAGUAUCCGGGACACAUACGUUGGCAUCAAAAUGCACACGCUGCGGGGCAUGCAGGGCGAGCAGUCGCGACUCUACUCCGUGCACUCGGAGAUCCGCCCUCUUUCUAUGAAAUGCAGCAACGCUGAUGACACCGGCCAUGGUACGCUGGACAAUAUAUUCUUGUCCAACAGCACGGCAUUCGUCACCAGUCGCGCGACAAACGUCAAUCUGGAGCUGUCUUUUGUGGAGGAAAACGGGCUCCCUAGGCACACGAUUGUUGAGCGCAUCAUGAUCCAGGCGUCAUUGUCCAGGUUCCCGCCGUGCACUGAGCUUAUGUUUUUUGCGUCCAGUCGCCGAUGCACAUUCUCGGAGCUCGAACAGUACAACAACUAUACGUUUGCGCAGUACGAGCAGCUGGCCGCCCGCAUUGAGAGCCAGAACAGCACUGCUUCUACUUCUUCUGCUUCUGCUGGUGAUAGUGGAGAUGCGAUUCAGCAGAAGAAUUUGAUGUGCGAUCCGCUGCCUAUUGCCUACUUCUGGCUUGCCCACGAGGAAGGGUACAGGCAGCUCCAGGUAUUGCCCCAGGGCGUGGCUUGCAAAUACUUGUACAUCAAGAUGCUGCGUGGUGCCAGGGGCAGCAAGUCGAUGACGCUCCAGACUGUGCGCAUUUUUGGAUGGAACGGACCGCGAGCCUUUUAUGAAGCAUCCCUGUGCUAAAAACGACCAAGAGAUACAUCUCACCUUUGUUUUUUUUUAAAUUGCACUUGAACAUUUAUAUGGAAGUCGUACUCAAAUAAACUUUACGAUACUGUUUUU